GUCGGAAGAAGAAAGUCCAGGAUGUGAUUAAGGAGAUCGAGUCUUAUGGCAGGAAAGCAAUCAGCGUAUUUUCAAUCCAUCCGUGCUGCUAUCAAAAAAACUGUAGACAGACUCGGUCCCAACCUCUUCGUCAGCGUCGCAAAUGCAGGCAUCACACAGGUCAGGCCUCUUCUGGAAUGUACUACCGAGUUCAUCGAGAAUGAAGUCCGCAUUAAUGUGCUCGGGUUCAUGAACACGCAUAUUGCUGCUGCUCGACAGAUGAUGAAGCAAGGUCAUGGUGGUCGUAUACUUGGUGCCGGUUCGAUUGCGUCCUACCGUACCACCGCUAUAGAACCUUGCACCGUACGUAUGACAUUCGGGUCAAUGCAAAUGCGCCUGCUAUUGUGGAUACGCCAAUGUGGGAUCACAUUGACCGAGAACUUGCCAAGAUCAUGCGAGAAUAUCCCAGUUAGGGCUGCGAAGGCGAUCCGCGUCCAACGUGAUAUCAAGCUAGGCCGUAUCCAAGAGCCAGAGGACGUGGCGAAGUUGGUCUCGUUCCUGGUCUUGGAUGAAGGGGAAUAUAUCGCUGGACAAACUAUCAAGACGUGUGACAACUACGGCGGUGAUUUAUAUUUUGGUUUUUCUGGGUCACCUAUGGCGUGCUAGAUUUGAGGACUGCCUAUUCCCUAUGCAAAGUGGAUUUCUAGGAUUCCAAGGCUUAGCAUAGCUUGUUCCGU
This is a messenger RNA of Somion occarium, 716 nucleotides long. Lineage: Eukaryota; Fungi; Basidiomycota; Agaricomycetes; Polyporales; Cerrenaceae. The record is from the annotation of a GenBank genome assembly.